AUGGAUUUUGAUGUUGAGCAAGACCCACCCUCGCCGACUUACCAACAAGAUUGCAGACGUAGAAAUUCUGUAUCGGUGUUACCUGCAAAUACUGUGGUAUACAGCCCGUCGGCUGUCAGGCAUUCUCCUCCUGGCUGCGAGUCGUUCUUGCCGUCCUUCCCGAUUUCAUUCGAGUGUCAGAAGGACUUGGAUCUUGAGACUUUCAGGCAGGCACGAGCGUGUGGAAUGACUCUCGAUACUAUCUCGGUGGCAAAGCCUCGUUCAAGACCGCAAAGUGCGGCUCUUGUCGAUGUCCAUAUAACCAGAAAAGAUGACUUAGGGGAUGAUCUAGGCAGUUUCCUCCGCUCCCCUGAUUUGCAUGACACAGGUUGCAAUGAAGGCACAUUGGCUGUCUCACACUCUAUGCCACGUUCCGUAGUUGACUAUGGCGGCCGAAAUGAACUCGUCAUCCCUGCAGUGUCGCCUGUUCCUAAUUCGCCGUCUUCCCCAUGUUUUUCUGCAACGUCCGGCUCACCAGCUUUUACUGCGAUUAAUCUCCAACCCGUGAAGCUUGCACCGUCUUUCAGUCCGGACAAGCAGUUGGCACGUGUCAAUAAUUUACUGAGGCGGUAUAACCAUGUCUUUUGCGGUGACGGCUUAUCAAAGCACCUCGCCUCAGUGACUGCUGAGAUGCUAAUUGACAUCGAGAAAUUAUUAGAUGAUCAUAGGGCGGAUUAUCAGUUCGAGGUAGAUGACAGGAUGGAGUGUGACGACGGAGAUUUGAGUCCCCUUAUAGACUUAGGCUCACUGGACAGGGGAGGGCUGAUGAUUGGGACAGACUGGAGGAAACCGACGGCAAUGAGGGAGGUGAUUCCACCCGAGCACAGUGUCUUCAGACAGCCUCUGUCCCGCACGCAUCGCUAUGCGUCAUGCGUACACACUUUGGCAGGUUAUCAAAAUGAUCUGCCUAUCGUAGUCCGUGCUUGUGUAGAGGAGCUAUACAGAACAGGGAUGACUGUCUCAGGUCUAUUCCGCACCGCACCUAGUCGGGCACGUCUGGACAAGCUCACCACAACUUUUGACAUCGGGCCUUCCUUCGGACGUUCGGUAUCUCUCCGCAAAGAGAAUACCGAAGACAUCUGUGCACUUCUGAGAAAAUAUAUCACUGGAUUGCCGCAUGCCAUUUGGCACGAGUCACUUUUUGAACCCAUGCUCGACUUAUGCGUGCGACCAAGUGUGUUGAUGGAAAAGGCACUAGCAGAAGCGGUCGAGGGAGAAGAUACUCGAGGUAUGUCUCCAGGGAGGGCAGCAGGCAUCACUCGACCGAGCUCCGUCAUCCUCCUCUCAACACCAACCCUUGGCGAGAAGAAACAGAAAUCUCCUCACCUUCGUUCGUCAUCAUUCCAUGAGGCGCUUCCCUUCAGCAAUUCCGUUCCUUCUAUAACAUUAUCAGCUAUGGCACAUGCGGAUAUCGACGCGAUUCGAGAACGGCCGCGACUUGCGCUGGCAAGAGCGUUUUUUAGGCUCUUACCACCCUCCCAUCUCUCGCUUCUCGUCUACCUAUGCUCGUUCUUCUCACAAUUACCGCUAUGUCCGCAUAACGAGCUCUCAAUUGAGGACAUCGCGCAGAUGUUUGCUGUGCCGUUGUUCUAUAGUAGACCGGAGGAUGUGAAUGAGGAUGCGUCGUGGCCGGUAAGGAAAGAGGAUGCGAGGAUGAUGAUGGUUUGGGUGUUGAAGAGGUGGACGUUCAUCUCGGAGGGGUUAUUUGACGUUGAUGAUGAUAUGGACUUAGAGUUGGAGUUGUUGAAUGAGGAUGGAGAGAGUGGUCUGACGAGUGCGACGCCUUCUGAUGGGUCUGACGGGUCUAGGUCUGCUUUUUCUGGUUUCUCAUAUCCUGGUUCGAGCAGUUCGAGGUCUUCGGUUCUCAUGGGUCCUUCAACUGGAGGAUCAGGACCAAGAUCAGGUUUGGGGGUGGACAGGAUUAAGACAGGCCGAUUGAAGUCUAGAGCUGGUUCUGGUAGUCCGUCCCACAAUGACAUUGAUAUACAGAUUUGGAAGAGUCACGUCGAGAAGGACUUGGACGAGCUUCGUCGGACGCUGAUUGAGGUGCAGACUCGACUUGGGAGGUAG
Molecule: messenger RNA, 2109 nt
Organism: Fomitiporia mediterranea MF3/22
Lineage: Eukaryota; Fungi; Basidiomycota; Agaricomycetes; Hymenochaetales; Hymenochaetaceae
Product: Rho GTPase activation protein
Exons: 4
Coding region: 1-2109 (702 amino acids)
Biological process (GO): activation of GTPase activity; signal transduction; regulation of fungal-type cell wall organization
Cellular component (GO): cell cortex
Molecular function (GO): GTPase activator activity
Source: RefSeq, a predicted model, not a curated record